AUGCUCGGCGGGGAGAGGGGUCAGGGCAAACAGGUGGAGAAAGGUGGCGAUCUCCACUCGCGAAAAAUAAAAGUAAUUCUUGGCGGGGUGGAGGUGGAGGAUAGCGUCGUGGUGAGACUGGGACCAGUUAACCGGGCAAAGCAGUUUCACUCCGCCAGCGAAAUCGCGCUCGGCGUCAAGAGCUUUCCCGCUCCGGACGAUCAGCAAAAAACCACAGUGAUUGAAAACGGUGAAAUCAGAUUCAAUGGAAAAGGGAAAAAGAUUCGGAAGCCUCGAACCAUUUACUCUAGUCUACAACUCCAGGCUUUAAAUCAUCGCUUUCAGCAGACUCAGUACCUGGCACUUCCAGAGAGAGCUGAACUGGCAGCUUCAUUAGGACUUACCCAGACACAGGUGAAGAUCUGGUUUCAGAACAAACGCUCCAAAUUCAAGAAGCUGCUGAAGCAGGGCAGCAACCCCCACGAGAGCGACCCUCUGCCCGGCUCCGCCGCACUCUCCCCUCGCUCUCCGGCUCUGCCUCCAGUCUGGGACGUUUCAGCUUCUGCCAAGGGAGUCAAUAUGCCUCCCAACAGCUACAUGCCUGGCUAUUCUCACUGGUAUUCUUCUCCACAUCAAGACACAAUGCAGAGACCACAAAUGAUGUGA
Pygoscelis adeliae (Adelie penguin) is the source of this 645-nucleotide messenger RNA. It is a transcript of the gene DLX6, whose product is annotated as distal-less homeobox 6. The transcript has 3 exons. Gene Ontology annotation, molecular function: RNA polymerase II cis-regulatory region sequence-specific DNA binding; DNA-binding transcription factor activity, RNA polymerase II-specific. The record is from RefSeq and is a predicted model, not a curated record. The coding region runs from base 1 to 645 and encodes 214 amino acids. NCBI's taxonomy places the organism in Eukaryota, Metazoa, Chordata, Aves, Sphenisciformes, Spheniscidae. Gene Ontology annotation, biological process: regulation of transcription by RNA polymerase II; cell differentiation; embryo development.